Messenger RNA from Toxoplasma gondii ME49, 5965 nucleotides. RefSeq lists its product as hypothetical. The record is from RefSeq and is a predicted model, not a curated record. The transcript has a single exon. Gene Ontology annotation, cellular component: membrane. The coding region runs from base 1197 to 4064 and encodes 955 amino acids. Lineage: Eukaryota; Apicomplexa; Conoidasida; Eucoccidiorida; Sarcocystidae. Gene Ontology annotation, molecular function: lipase activity.
UGAAACUUGGACAACGAAGUUGCUGAAAGUAUAGGAGUCCAAAGGCACCCCAAACCGCGUCCGUACAGACUGCAAGCCGAAGUUUUUUGGAUUGGGCGGGAAUGCACUCCAAACGCAAGUGCAGGUCCUUGACCCUGUUUUAUUAUUACCGCAACACCAAUCAGAUGUUGCGUCAGUUGUUCAUUCUCACCUUUCAGCGACUGCUGCACACCAGUUCGCGCAUUUGUUGCGCUUCCUCGAUUUCGGGUGUCUGUCAUCUUGUCUAGUGACACGUCGGUCCACGCACACAGCGCCUACUUACGAGUCAGAAGGCAAGAAGUGACUUUUUCAUUACGCCUGUAGGUGUCUCUGGGAAGCUAGCGUUGAAAGAGAAUUCAUCUUUACGGCACACCGAUAGAGUACAAGGUGUACCUGUAAUUACUUGCACAUGAGUUCGGAGUGGACAUCGCAGGAGCAGAAAUGUGACCUUGCUAUUGAGCGGAUGCGCCGUGGUCGAUGCUCAGACUAGUGACCUAUUUAUUCAGCAAAAGAACGGAUGGCGGGCGAGAUUACAACGGAUAGCUUCAGUUCCGUCUCUCAAGAUUUCGAUGAUGCUCGUCCUUGCUCGUUAUUCCGCCACAGUUAGCCCCAUGCCAUUAGCGCACAGCCCUGCUCCGGAAUUCGCUGACGCAGCGCACUUACAUGACAGCUUCCACUCCGCAAGCUUCGAUUGCGCACGGGAGUUUCCGCCACCUGAGUCGCUCGACAAUCGCGAUGCAACGGGAGCAGUGAGUAAAUCACCUCUCAGCUGUCGAGCUGCAUUUCCGAAUCUUGAUGUGGAAUUAGGCUUCACCGCACAGAGCGCUUUUUUCCAUCCGCCGAUGUUUCAGACGACACACUCGCAUCCGUCGAGCAAGCCGCGUUUUUACGUUUGUAGCUCUGCCCGACUGGACCUAAAUCUGAGGAGCUUGACGGUGCGCACUGUUGCUGAAUCCGCGAGAAGUGCUGCCAGCGGCCUCAACAGCGUGAGGUGUGAUUGAAUGAUGUGCGCUUUCUGUUGUCACUGAACGCCCAAUUCUGCGCUUCUUGGUUUCUCGUGCGGUAGUACGUAGUUGCGUGUUGACGGGCAGUUGGUGGCGUGGUGAGCCGGACGAACAAGUAGCACGCGAGUGGACGGGAUCGUCGUUUUCCCCACCGGGAUUCUCAUUUAAUGCAGGAUGGCUCCUCCGCGUGAUGUUACCCCGGUGUCACCGCGGUCACCCGCGGAGACGGACACAGCUGUUUGCUCGUCGGUCAUUUGUGGCUCUGAGACUAAGCUCGAGGAAUGGCCACACCCCCGGUUGCCGCCCUUCUCAAUAGACUACAUCGAGUUGCGCUACCCGAAAGUUGCUAUUUUCCACAAUGUGAGAGAUCAACCUAUUAUGCGAUACACAUGGACCACUACCACGGGCCCUGCCCGCGGUGCAGUUGUUCUUCUUCAUGACCAGGGCACACAUACUAUGUUUGAGUGGCUCAAGCACUUGCCGCCGCUCUCUAUCGAAGAGCGCCAGCAGAUGGAAGAAGAUACGGAAGCCACGGAAGUAGAGAAAAAGGAGUUCAUGCGCUUGCGUAAGGCGUCACACUAUGAGGACUCGUGGGUGCAAAAAUUCAAUGACGCGGGCCUGGACGUGCACGCGAUUGAUCUCCAGGGCCACGGGCUCUCGAAGGUCGUCGAAGGGAAGAACUAUGAAUUGCCGUCUAGUUUUGAUGAAUUCGCUGAGGAUGCUUGCUGGCUCCUCGAAGAAGUUUGCCGCAAUUCAACUCUGCCCAUUUUCAUCAUGGGACAGGGUCUGGGGGCGACGAUUGCUGCGCGUGCUGUUGAGAUGCUUGCCCGCCAAGGGAAGCUGGGGAAGCCCCAUGUUCCUCCGGCGAAGCCUGCCGAUGCAGUGGGUGCUUCGGAGCAGUCUACAACAACAGGGACUUCGCAGAGUUCUGAGGCGGGACGCGAGGUUCCGGGUAUGCAAUACGCCACGGACCCUCAGUACUGUCUUCACAGGGGCAAGGGAAAGAAGGAGGUUCCAGUGGAGCACAUCACAGUGCAGGCACGCCCAAUCCCGAUUGCUGGACUUGUGCUGCUGUCCCCUCUGCUUACGCUGAAGGAAAUCACUCCCGAGGAGAUGCGUAAGGGAAAAGGCAAACACACAGAGGGAAUUAUGACACGAAUUGCGCGCUGCUUUGGAUCUACCCGCGAUUCAUCCCACCCACUAGGGGGCUUGAUGGGCUUCCGGAUGCAUCAACAAAACCCACUCAUGCCCGAAUAUAAUGUAUGGUACAAAAACGACACCAUGACAAUCAAGGGUCUGACUCCGCAGACGAUGUACACCCAGAUUGCUCACGGCAUCGAUUCAGCAAUGGAUGACGCCCGAUGGCUUCUUACGCCCGUUGAACGUGAUUCAACGCAGACCUUUUCUCUGAAAGACUGGCAAGAAAAGCAUCGUCGAUGGAUGGAAAUGAUGCGCACAAAGCGCCCGAACGUUUUGGCCACUGUGGUAGGCGAAAAUAAAAAGAAUGCUUCCGAAGCUCCGGACCUGGCUCCCUGGCUCAAGGACGAAGUUGAGAACCAGGACUCGUCCGUGAAGCCUUGGCGCCUGCACGAACUGGCAGCGGCUCAGGAGGCAGAAAAAAACGCCUCUCGUUUGCCUCAGGAACGAAUUCUUUCGGAGAGGGCAAAGUUAGCGUACUAUGUGAACGUUCUGUUAGUUCAGAGUCUGGCGGACACAACUGCAAAUCCCCGUGGCGCUGCGUACUUCUUCAAGAGGAUUGGAGGCCGCAUCCAGGGCUCCAGGGAUAUUCUCGUUCAACUGGGCGAACUUCCAGAGGAACAGGGACACAGCGGAUCGUGCGUGUCGUGCGUGCAUCCCGAUGCUUGCCAAGAAGAUGAGUCUGAGAAGGACACUGCGGUUGAAUUCAGCACCGAGAACGACGACAGUGGCUAUGUCGAAGUAGUCACAAAUCGCCCACUGAGCGCGGAGUUGUCUGUUCAGUCCCAAACGUCCCAGCCGAGACCAGUAUUGACCCACACCGGCAGUCGGUCUUUCGGCGAGACUCAGGAUUCACGGUAUGAGGACACUGUGGAGGGCCUUUGUCUUGGGUCCGUCACUUCGCAUAGUGGGGAAUCUGCACAUGAGAACAGCGAAGCGAGAGACGAAGCUGCGUCACACGAAGAUGCGCAAUCGCAAGAGACGGCGCAAGGGGACAACCAAGGCGUACAUGAGCGUGUGAAGAAGCUGAUGGAGGUGAACAAGAUCCUCGACAAAGAAAUGCAGCUUGCGACUAUGGAAGAAGGGACAGAUGGUAUUUUGCGCCCAGGCACGUUUGUUCGACCUUCGCACUUGAGACGAUUUGACACAGAAGACAUACAGAGGGCGAAGCGCGAGGCGGCGGAAGGCUUCGUUGGAGUCGAGGAAGUCCAGUGGGUGAAGGAGGUGCCAGCGAGUGGUGCAGGGCUGCUGGCGUGCUGCGGAGGCUCUACAGGGCGAGUGCAACGCGUUGACCUCGUCGAGGCCAAGGUGAGGCUGGUCGAUAAGAUUGUCAUGAUGGAAGCCACUGAUACGGUGAAGGCAAUGAUCCAAGAAAUCGAAGAGCGUGAACGUCUUCAAAACGAGAAGGCAAAUGAGAGGAGACAGCUAGGCGGCUGGUUCUUCAACUGCACCGCUGAGGAGAAGCCGGCUGAAAAGCCCGUACCGGAGCCCGUUAUCAGUCAGCAGAAGCGGCUUUGGAGACAAGUGCAGGGGGUCAUCGUUGAUGAGAGCGGUCGCCGAGUUCCUGUCGAAGAAGUCGAACGCCUACGAACUCAAAAACCAGAAGACUACAUGCGUCUUUUCUUCCGUUAUGGCGCUGCAACCAGCAGUGGUAAUCAUGCGCGCACGGCCAUGUGGCUUGUUCCGGAUAUGUACCAUUCACUUUGCCAGGAGGACAAAGAGGGCAAGCUUGUCUCCAGGCUUCUUGACAGGUGGAUUCUGCCAGUACUCGGUGACCUAGAAGAGCGUGAGCUCGUCUGGCAAGAAAUGAAUCGCUCUGCUAAGGACGUUGAGGCUGCACAGUGACUGGUACACUAAACCAUCACCGGGCUGAUAUCCUUGUUAUUGACUUGGCCCGAGGACAAUGGCGUUGGUUAUUUAGUAUCGCAGUUGGGCGUACACGGAAUGGCCUAAACACAUGAUACGGGAAGGCUACGGAAUACGCAGAAAACGGCGGUAUGUGUCGGCUGGUAUCGGCGGCAUCGCCACAUUAAAGCUCAGCCAUUAAAGGACACCGGUGCAUCGAUGGAAAAAUCGUCUCAACUGGCAGGCUGGAAAUAGUAAACUGUUGAAUACCCAUUCCAAUGUUUCCUGAUGGUGUACGCUUGCGGCGAUCGACUGGCAGCGAUUACCUGUAGCCAGGCAUCGUUGUGCGGAUGUCAGAUUAGCACUGAUGUAUGUAUGUGUCUACGCAGAAUCACCGUACUACAGCUUGUGCCACCAAACUUUCCGCAACGUUGCUCCCACGUUGCUCUCAGCUCUGCUGAGUUAACAACACUAUGCAAUUAGGGUGCAUGAGGAGAGCUGUACUCUCUUAUAACCAGACUCCCAUGACCUUACUUCGUGUUCAUUUCCCGCCGUUCGCGCUCAGCGUCGGACGGUCAUGUUCUUUGUUUCACCGUGCGUGUAAUCCUGGACUGGCGUGCGCGGCGUUUGUCUAGCAAAUUUGUGAAAUAAACUGUACAUCUUCAGGAUAGCGGCCCCCAAAACCGUGGUGCCAACUCGUAUGCAGCUUCAAAGAACAAGCCAUUUUGGCUCUACGCUUUCAAAAGGGAAACACAUUGAAACCGGUGCAGGAAACGACAUGACGUCUUGCAUCACGAACAAGCAACAAGGGGGAUGACGGCCGUCCGCGAGCGACCGCACAUCCAGAUCUCUUAAAAGAGUCACCGUCAUUUGUUGACUGUCAUGUUGUGGUCGGGAUACAACUACCCUGCAGUGAAUCUGAGCAAAGACAGUGGCCGGGUAACAUUCAAUAAACGCAGGAAUGCCCUCAACAGCUACGCACAUGAAGGGCAGUUGUUAGAAGAGAGACAAAGUCUCACUCAAGUCUGCUGGAUGAACUGGUGUUGACGAUGGGCUGCACUGGACUGACGCCCUUUGACACAGAAGCCGGUUUUACGCGUUCCCGUUUGAGGGCGUUAUGAUCCCUCUUUCUAAACCAGCCAUGCCGUAACACUCCACAGCGAAACGUGUCCCGGACUAUCGUUCUGUGGGGUGGAUGUGACUGCGGAUCACUCCAUGAAAAGGGCCUAAGCCGACAGGUACCUAUGCUUGCUACAAAAAUUAUUUGGACACAGCUCGAUGACAUCGAUACAGCAGGCAGAAGUAAUUAUUGUAUAUAUGUAAUUUUACAUAUGUGAGUUCCUGCUACACGCCAUGUGGACGAUACAGACAAAUGGACGACAUUGUGCAGAAACUCCUGUGGGUAUGUAGUGUCACUGGAGAGUAUCUUCGUCCUAGCACGGCGGAACAGUUUAUAACCGGGACCUCCCAUAUGUGAGACAUGAGGUGCAUCGCUUGCAAGAUAUCUGUUGGUAAAGGCAUAUCUUGCGUAAAUAGAAGUUGGUCUCUAUCCGAAAAUUGAAGGGGUCCUGCAGGGUACUCAAAAUGUGGAAUGACGCAACGAUAAUCCAAACCGUUUUCUUGAAAGGACGUGUGACACUUCUUCGUCACUGAUGUGGAAGUGACACAAGCGUCGCGCGAGGUUUCCAACGGUCUGCCUGGAGAUGGGUGAAACCACCAAUAAAAGGUUUAGAUACCAUCAUUCAUUAAGAUACCGCGAUAAAGGCAUUAUCACGGACACAGCCGUCUUGAGGCAGUUCUUUACCGUUAAUGCCACCAGUUAUUGUUCUGCCGAUGUGCUGUGUUUUUAUGAAAAUCGUUUCUGUUUACCAAAGAAUAAAUGUUUGUUUAUGAUUUCGACU